Molecule: messenger RNA, 486 nt
Organism: Drosophila simulans
Lineage: Eukaryota; Metazoa; Arthropoda; Insecta; Diptera; Drosophilidae
Exons: 2
Coding region: 95-442 (115 amino acids)
Molecular function (GO): odorant binding
Source: RefSeq, a predicted model, not a curated record
UAAUUGUGGCAACCUAUGCGAUGAGAUGUGCGAAAAUUCCUAUAAAAGAUGACUGCUAUGCAGUUGACUGCACUCUUUAAAUUCAGUCUCCAAAAUGAACGGGCUGCUUGUCGUGACUGUCUUGCUGAUCAUCGGUCCACUAUACGUUUUUCCUCUUCAAGAUGACGUUAAAGAAGAGUGCAUACAAGAGGUUGGUUUGAACAAAGAAAACUUGCGUAGCAAAGUCAAUUGCUAUUUUAGGUGUAUAUUUGAAAGGCAGAACGUGAUUGUCAAUGGAACGAUCAAUUUAUUUUAUAUUAAGGGCGCAAAAACUUGCGAAGACAUACAGAACGACGACCCAUGUAGACAAGCAUUUCUACUUCAAAGGUGCCUCAAAGCAAACUUGAGUGAUGAAGAAUUCUCUCUGUUGGCACCAUAUUACCACUACCCGCGUUUUGAUUGAUAAAGAAUUAAUACAGUUUGAAUAUAUAUUUGGACUUAAAAAUU